Perca flavescens (yellow perch) is the source of this 2965-nucleotide messenger RNA. It is a transcript of the gene lrsam1, whose product is annotated as leucine rich repeat and sterile alpha motif containing 1. NCBI's taxonomy places the organism in Eukaryota, Metazoa, Chordata, Actinopteri, Perciformes, Percidae. The record is from RefSeq and is a predicted model, not a curated record. The transcript has 25 exons. Gene Ontology annotation, molecular function: protein binding. Bases 409 to 2613 code for a protein of 734 amino acids. Gene Ontology annotation, cellular component: cytoplasm.
UGCAAUCCGCUAAUAACUGAGCUAAGAAGAAGAGCUGCAGUUAUUUGUUAUGAUUUAGCAACAUUCAUAGGGAAGCGGUAUCAGCUGAGGAGGGCUCAUAUCGGGAACAUUGCUGCGUUUUUCGUAUUUUAUGAACUAGCAAGGUUACGUUGAAUAACGUUUGCUACUUUCGGUCCCCUUCUUUUUUUCGACGAAUGACUUGGCCUAACGUCCCACUUUAAUUUGACCAGCUAACGUUAACGUUACCCAGAAGAGAGUGAGGAGCAGCGAAUCAACCCACAGCCUUGUGCAGACGCUGUCAGGGCUUUCCAACCUGUCCAUCCGUCCUCUGAAGUAGCUCUCGUCGUAGUGGAGGGACAGGAGCGAAACCCAGCAGGUAGAGAGGCAGCAGGACAGGCAGGACUCAGCAUGCCUCUGUUCUUCAGAAAGAGGAAACCCAGCAGUGACUCCCAGAAGAGACUGGAAUAUCAGCUGUGCCUGUCUAAGGAGGCAGGUGCUGAUGACAUUCUUGAUAUUUCAGCUUGUGAGCUCUCAGAGGUUCCCUCGAGUGCCUUUUCCAUUUGCAAGGUGCUACAGAAGAAGGUCCUUAUCCUCCAUAACAACGAACUGAGGUCAUUGCUGCCCAAAGGAUGUGACAUCAACGCUCUUGCCACUUUAAAGGUUUUGGAUCUACAUGAGAACAAGCUCACUUCACUCCCAGAAGACAUUGGGAAGCUGGCGUCACUGCAGAUUCUGAAUCUGGAGAGGAACCGUUUAAAAGCACUGCCGGACCGUAUCGGGGAUCUGCGACUUCUCCAGACACUCAAUUUGAAGGGUAACUGUCUCAGUGAGCUGCCGUCCUCAGUUGGUUCUUUGAGCAGCCUGCGCACCCUGGAUCUGAGUGACAACAGCAUCAUCCAGCUCCCCAAAGCUCUGGUCUACAUCCGCACCCUAGAGAGUUUUACACUUGAUGCGGCCAUGAUGUCCUACCCGCCUGCGUCCGUGUGUAAAGAGGGCACAGAGAGCAUCCAACGCUUCCUAUGCACCGAGCUGGGAGAGGAGUACUGCCCCCCAUCCCAGUAUCUCCUGCCGGUGCUGGAGAGUGAGUGUGGGAAACAGAACUCUGACUGUGUGGAUGGCUUGGACGAGGCCUGGCAGAAUAAAUUCAGUGACUACGAGAAGAGAAAGGAGCAGAAGCAGCAGUCGAAGCUGGCCUUCGAACGGCACCUGGAGGAGAAGAAAAAAGAGCACACCCAGCUUAUACUCAUGAACUCCUCCCGCAAGGAAAACAUCCUCAACUCAGUCCGACAGGACCAGGAGCGCCUGGAGCUGGAGGUCAGCCAGCAGCAGAGGGCUCAGGAGGCCGAGAGGCUGCUGGUGCUGGAGAAAGUCAGACAAGCUGAAGACAGCAUCAGCAGCCGCGUCUGCAACAUGCUGAUGGACAAAAACAGGCAGAAAAAGAGUGCAGAGUUUCUUCAAGCCAUGGAGGAAGAUCGGAUCCGUAUGGAGCACCUGACUGCCAUCACACAGGAAGAAACCAAUUCACUGAGGAAGAGGGAGGUGGCAGUUGCCAUGCAGAAGCUGCUGUCAGACAGCUGUGCUAUGAGCCUCCUCCAGGAGGCCAGUGACUUUCGCAGACAGAGCCUGGUGUCUGAGGCCUACAGAAGUAUGGAGAAUUUGGACAGGAAGUUUGAUAAGAUGCUGUCCCUCCAAGUUUUGGACAAAUCUAAGGCCAUCGCCCAAAUCUUACAGGAGGAGGAGAUGCAGAAAGCAGCGUUCCAGGCCCUGCAGCUGCAGAAAGAUGCUGUACACGGCUACAUCCGCAACCAGAUCAAUCUCAUAGAGGGGGAGUUAAUGCAGCUAACUAGACUGGAGAUUAAAAGACGCAGUCUGGAUGCUGAGAACCUGCAGGAGGUUCUGGUGGAGCAGCGCACAGCUCUCAGUGAUUUGUUGCAGCAGCUGCUGAAGCAGAGAGACCAGCGAGAGCAGGAGCUGCGGCAGGUUCUGGUGGAGAUGGAGCUGAAGUCUGAGUCCAAUCAGCAGAACUACUGGAUGAUCCAGUACCAGAGGCUGUUGGAUGCCAAGCCGCUGUCUCUGCGCAUGCAGGAAGCGGGUGUGGAGAAGGAGUUGGUCAACCUGUUAUGCAAACUGUCCGCUCAGCACUACCUGCCCAUCCUGGCUCAUCAUCGAGUGACAACGAAGGCCCUUCGCCACAUGAACUCAUCUGACCUCAAGAAGCUUGGCAUUAAUGAAAUAGGAAUCCAGAAAGCUCUUCUGGACUGGGCUCAGGAACACUACCCUGAAGGAGCUUGUAAGGCUGUCCAGCAGGACGAGGGGGCAGGGGUUGCCCCCACAGCUCCACCCCUUUCCUCCCCUCUGUCGUUUCCCAGCACCUCCACCAUCCAGAUGCCCAGCCCACCGCUCACCCCAGGGACCCCCGUCACCCCCUCCGCCCCCAGCCCUGUGGACGGACCGGGGGGCUCAGAGUGUGUGGUCUGCAUGGAGACCGGGUCUCAGGUAAUCUUCCUGCCCUGUGGCCAUGCGUGCUGUUGUCAGGUCUGCAGCGGUGCUCUACAGAACUGCCCUCUGUGUCGGGGCAACAUAUCCCAGCGCAUUCGCCUCUACCACAGCUAGGACCAACUGCACUGUGCUACUCCUUCACUCUCUUUAUUUAUGCAUGGUCAUAUAGCUGCUGUGAGCUGACCUCAUGUAUAAAAAAAGCUUUGAGCAGGUUUUUAAAGAGCUGAGCCACUUUAAUUUUAUUAAUCAAAAGUCUAAAUAGAUUUAUUUUAAUUAUCUUGUGUUUUUGGUUGUGUGAGCCUGUUUCAUUUUGUUCUUUCUAAAUUCUAUUAUUUUUUUUAAAUUAUACUGUAUAUUUGGAGCCAAGUGGACUACACCGCUCACUGGUUGAAGACUGACUGUUCUUUCUUAUUAUAGUUUCUCACUUGAUGUGUGCCUUCUUCUGAAAAUGUCUUUUUUAAAACUA